UCACCUGAAAACCUUUCCUUUUCGACUUGAGCCCAGUUUUAAUGGAUUGGCCAAAUUGAUGAAAAUAGUUAACAAAGAAAAAAGAAACGAAAAAUCCAAUUUACAGAGAAGCCGCCAUGGAUGAUGAAGCUGAAGCUUUGAACCUGAAGAGCUUCUUGAAAUGGGCAACUGAGCUUGGAAUCUCAGAUUCUCCUUCAACCCCAUCACCAGAUUCUUGUUUGGGAUACUCCCUUUUUGUCUCUAAUUUCCCUGAAGCUGGAGGGAGAGGUUUAGCAGUAGCUCGUGAUAUUAAGAAAGGAGAACUGAUUCUUAGAGUUCCAAAGGGAGUGUUAAUGACUAGUCAAUGUCUUAUGAGAAACGAUGAGGCAUUGUCUAUUGCUGUCAAGAAACACCCUUCUCUCUGCUGUACUCAGAUUUUGGCUGUUGCACUAUUAAACGAAGUGAACAAGGGGAAGAGUUCACGGUGGUGGCCCUAUCUAAAGCAGUUCCCCCGCAGUUAUGACACACUUGCGGAUUUUGGCAACUUCGAGAUACAAGCAUUACAAAUUGAUGAUGCCAUCUGGUCUGCACAAAAGGCUUCUCAGAAGGCUGAAGGGGAGUGGAAAGAAGUUAGUGCGCUUAUGCAUGAGCUCAAGCUCAAGCCACAGCUCCUGGCUCUUAAAGCUUGGCUAUGGGCCUCUGGUUCUAUAUCCUCGCGCACCAUGCACAUACCUUGGGAUGAAGCUGGCUGUUUUUGCCCUGUGGGAGAUUUCUUCAACUACGCAGCACCUGGAGAGGAAACAUCUAAUUCCGAUGAUCAGGUCACUGGAGAGGCAUUUUCAUCGCAAGAAGACAGUAUGCUUAAAUCAGUAACUGAAUUGGCCGCAGCACAUAGGCUAAUCGAUGCUGGAUAUGAGGAAGACGUUUCUUCAUACUGCUUCUAUGCUAGAAGAAACUACCGGAAAGGAGAACAGGUUCUUCUAAGCUAUGGAACUUACACAAAUUUGGAGCUUCUUCAACACUACGGAUUUAUUCUUUCCGACAACCCAAAUGACAAGACUUUUAUACCUUUAGAGCGAAACAUGUAUUCUUUGUGUUCAUGGGAGAGCGAGUCACUCUACAUUCAACCAGAUGGGAAACCAUCCUUUGCGCUACUAUCAACAGUUCGAAUCUGGGCAGUCCCUCAAAGCAAUCGCAGGCCAGUUGCACACCUAGUCUAUUCAGGAUACCAACUUUCAUCAGAGAAUGAAGUUGUUGCAAUGAGAUGGCUAGCGAAGAAAUGCAGAACUAUACUCGACACUUCCAACAACAGCUGAAGAAGACAGUAAGUUGCUUGUCAUCCUAGAUGAAUUUCAAGAAACUCAUCAACUCGUGGAGAUUAAAGAGAUGCCAUCAACACUUGCAAGUGAGCUUUGUGCUUUCAUGGAAAGCAAGAACAUAGUAAGCGACGGAACUUGUGUCAUUUCAGGUGUAGCUAGAAGGUUUAUUGGGAGAUUAAAAUUAGCAAUCCUGUGGAGGUAUCGGUACAAGAAAAUACUUAGCAAUUGCAUUUUACAUUGUACUGAGGUGAUUAAUGAUAUUAUUCCUACAAAAGAUUUAGAAUACAAGGAAAUCUUUGUUA
This is a messenger RNA of Nicotiana attenuata, 1600 nucleotides long. Its product is annotated as protein SET DOMAIN GROUP 40-like. Lineage: Eukaryota; Viridiplantae; Streptophyta; Magnoliopsida; Solanales; Solanaceae. The transcript has 6 exons. The record is from RefSeq and is a predicted model, not a curated record. The coding region runs from base 117 to 1295 and encodes 392 amino acids. Gene Ontology annotation, biological process: peptidyl-lysine monomethylation. Gene Ontology annotation, molecular function: protein-lysine N-methyltransferase activity; protein binding.